ACAAAACAAUGGAAAACGAAAGAUAAAAAAGAUCCAUGCGAGUUUCUACGAGAAACCGCGAGCUGAUAGCAGACGAGCUUUCAAGAUGUCGGCUACCACUGACAAAAAGCUUGUUGAAGGCUUAGAACAUUUACGUCUAGCCGACAAAUGCAUGAAGACAUCUCUCUUCAAAUGGAAACCUGACUUGGAUGGAGCUGCUGCUGAAUUUGCAAAAGCAGGCACAGCCUUCAAGAAUGCCAAAGCAUAUGACCAAGCAAUAGAAUCCUAUGUGAAGGCAGCAGAAGCACAGAAAGCCAUGAAUUCACCUUUCCAUUCAGCCAAAUCAUAUGAGCAGGCUGGAUUGCUGUGCAAGGAAAAUAAGGCUUAUGAUCAAGCAGUAGAUUUCAUGGAGCUAGCAGCAUACAUGUUCCAAGAACAUGGAACCCCUGACACUGCAGCUCUUACACUGGAAAAAGCUGCAAAGAUGGUGGAACAAACACAUCCUAGUAAGGCAAUACAUCUUUACAAAAAGGCAUGCGAGGUUGCUGAGUGUGAGGACAGACCGAUGCAAUCAGGGGAGGCUAUUGGGAAAGCAGCAAGGCUUCUGGUGAAAGAAAACAGGUUUGAUGAGGCUCUAGAGUGUCUGAAGAAGGAGAUAAACUUCUACUUGGAAGUGGAGUCAUAUGCUCAUGUACGCAAAGUUGUCCUGGGAAUUAUUCUUAUUCAUCUUCAUCAGGAAGAUUAUGUUGCAGCUGACCAGUUCUUCAGAACUGCUUUGAGUUACCCUGAAUUUGGUACCAGUGAAGAGGCUGGGGCUGUACAAGAUUUGUUGAGAGCAUAUGAUGAUGGCGAUGAUGAAUCAGCGCGGUCUACACUGUCUUUACCCAUCUUUAAAUAUAUGGAUAAUGCUUUUGCCAAACUGGCCCGUGAUAUGAAGGUACCUGGAGGCAUAGUGAGGUCUAAAUCACCUGAGGGAGGAACCAGUGGUAGUUUAGGAACAGCAGAUGAGGAGGAAAAGUACCCUGGUGGACUGUGCUAAAAUUCCACUUGUGAGAAAAUCGACAGUUCUGUGUGCAAUCAUACGUUUUCUCUUGGUACAUAGCUACUUAGAUGUUAGCAUCUUUGAGUGAUCUUUGAAACUAAAAUAUUAUGUCAUUGUCGAUGUUUAGUCAUGAGGAGUAGGGGGUGGGAGAAUAUAAAACAUGGGUCAAAAAACUUUAUAAACUUAUAGUUUUCGUAUUAAAUUUUUUUUUUUUGGAGGCAAGGUAGAGGGUUUGCAAGAGUAGUGUCUUGCAGAUUGAUAUGCAGUAGGUAUUUUGAGGAGUUUAAUUAAUUGAGAAAUGAGUUGUGAUUACCUUAUUUGUGAUAAACUUUAAAAUGAUAUUUUUAUGGCAGUGGUUGUAACAUAUAAGAAUUCAGCAUCUUAUUACAAAGUAACCUCCUGCUGGUUUUUAGGUGUCCGUAUAAUGAAUGAUUUUUGUGUUAGGAGUAGAUGCUCAUAGCUACUAAACAGCUUAGUAGAUUACAUACUAGUUCUUUAUGCUCUUAUCCUUUUGUGUGAAAGAACUGUUCUUAAAGUAUUGAACAGAAUAAACUGCAGUUCGCCUCAUUUUUACUUUUGCAAAUUUAUUUAAAAAACCGAAAAUGGAUCAAUACUUAGACUAACCAAAGUGAAUUUUCGGAUGACUCACUUCAAGACUUUUUUGUUUAUUGUUUGGUCAUCAAGUUUAUGUGAGUGGUUUCUCAGCAGUGGUGACAUUAGUCUGAGGCAUCAAGAAGGCCCUGAGAUUCAUGUUUUUUUGGUCGUCGAUUGUUCUUGACAUUUACAGUGAAUGGUUUGAAUGCAUAGAAUGUUGGGUACAAUGAUGUAUAGUCCAAUUUUGUGUUUAUCUUGAUUCCAGAAUUAAUUAAAUGUCAUGUGCUAAGAUUUGUAUUGUUCUUUUUCUAUUAUUGUAUCUGUCAAGGGUUCAUUGUAUGUACAUGAUGUGAACUCUGAACCUGUUUAUAAACUGCAUAGGACUCUUGAUGAUGAGACCAUGUAUAAUUUAUUAUUUGGCGUAUCUGAAAUACCAUCAGAUGUUACUUCUUGUACUGAAUUAUUUGUACAAUAAAGUGUUUUUAUUCCUAUCUUAAUAUGCAUUUCCAAUCUUUCAUAUUUCUCAUAUUUUUAGCUGAUUAUGAACAUAUACAUGUCAAAAUGUUUUUUAAUACUCUAAAUUUUCUAAACCUAAUUGUUGUCAUGAGACUUGUUUGUGGUUUCAAGUAGUGAUUAGGAAUUGGGAGUUCAAGGAUUGCGCCAGUACUGUUAUCAGGAAGAGUCAUGUUUGUUUGAUGUUUUCACUGGAGAUUGGAGAGAGUAGCAUAAAGUCAGCAUGUAUUUAUACAUACUUUUCUUAUACCUCUGUUUUAUAGAUACAUUAUCAGGAUUUCUAGAGCCAUGCCAAGACGUGUUUGUGCAUUCACAAAAUUCCACUGAUUAUUGGUUAGUAGAGAUAGCAUUGGUCAAACAUUUUUACGUUUCUUUUUAUUAAGGUUUUUUUUAACCAUAUGGAAAAAAGACCACACACACAUUGACAGCAAACAUCAGUCUUUAUGCAAUAUACAGAUACAUAGUAUAUUAUGAACAGUAAUUUAUAUUCUGUUGUGUUGUGAAAGAAAUUGUUUUGAAGUUUCAUUGUCAAGGCAUAGGCACUCAUUUACAAAAAAAAAAUCUCAGUAAGCUCAUAACAGAUAGUAGAGGACCAACUUAUGAAAUAGAAAAUAGUUGUGUUCAGGUGCUUUGACUGAAGUAUGCUGCUAUCUUCAUGGCAUGACAACUGCUAACAAUACCUAGUGCAACAGCAUGGCAAUGCAAGGUGUUUAGACCAGCUACUUGCAUAUGUGGUGACUGGAAAAGUACACAGAAGCUUGUCUAUUUUUUUCUCCUUUUCUUUAAUUAUGGGUAUUUUGAAUGUUGUGGGUAUAUUUUCUGACGUUCAUAUAUGUAUAUUUUCAUUCAUCUUGUUUAGUAUCAUUGAUAUUUUAGCAUCAGCAAACCUUUAGUAGCCUUGAUUUAUAUAACAACCAACAUUUCUUGGAAUUUGUACCCUAAUCUUGAAGUUAUGCUUUUACUUUUUUCCUUUUGUUGGUCCACUGUCGGAUAUAGGAGGCAUGCUUCCUGAAGAUUUCCGUUUUUAAAAAGGCUGGCAAGAAAAGACUUUAGUACAUUUUGAUCAACCAGGGAGGUUACAUUGUGUCCAUUUCAGUUAUAUAUUACAAUAUAACUAGAUAUGUUGCUCAUAAACAUACAUUAUGUUGCCAGUUUUAUUCUUAUAUUCUGCUGUAAUGUUUGGUCCUUCAGCAAUUCUUUAGGAACAAAAAUAUAAGAAAAAAAGUAGAGUUGCACUGUUGUGUGGAUGUGUGUACGUGUGCAUGGCUGCUUGUAGAAAUGGCUUGGAUAAAUAUAAUGUUCUGCUUCUA
Molecule: messenger RNA, 3438 nt
Organism: Pomacea canaliculata
Lineage: Eukaryota; Metazoa; Mollusca; Gastropoda; Architaenioglossa; Ampullariidae
Product: gamma-soluble NSF attachment protein-like
Exons: 10
Coding region: 86-1018 (310 amino acids)
Biological process (GO): intracellular protein transport
Cellular component (GO): SNARE complex; vacuolar membrane
Molecular function (GO): syntaxin binding; soluble NSF attachment protein activity
Source: RefSeq, a predicted model, not a curated record